Molecule: messenger RNA, 1685 nt
Organism: Microplitis mediator
Lineage: Eukaryota; Metazoa; Arthropoda; Insecta; Hymenoptera; Braconidae
Product: TD and POZ domain-containing protein 2-like
Exons: 2
Coding region: 431-1552 (373 amino acids)
Biological process (GO): regulation of proteolysis; proteasome-mediated ubiquitin-dependent protein catabolic process
Cellular component (GO): cytoplasm
Molecular function (GO): ubiquitin protein ligase binding
Source: RefSeq, a predicted model, not a curated record
UUGAAAUCCCAACUUCCAGGUGACGAGUUUUACAUUUCAAUUCUCAUUGUUACUUUUUUAUCAUAAUUUUUUUCAAUUAUUUUCUACUAUUUGUUUAAGUUAAUAGUGCAAAUUAAAUAUUCAAAAGUGUUUUGAUAAACUGGGAUUUCCAUUUUUGAAUUUGGUCUUUCCAAAACAAACUAUUUUGUAGCAGCCACUUGUGGAAAUUAACAGCUGUUACCCUAGUGGCAAUAUUGAUCAAUUUUGGAGCAAAUCUUGAGCAAGUCAAGGAGAAUACAGCGAAAUAUUAUAUCUAUAUAUACUGUGAUUUCAAGAUCUUGACUAAAAGAUACCUACUAGGGUACAAGGAUAUAAAAAAUAUAUUUGGAUUUAGCAGAUUGAAGUAGAAUUUUUUUGAUUAGAUUUAUCGAGGGUUAAUUCAUUAUAAAACAUGACAAUGAAUGUAAAUUCAGAGGCAGAGAUAAUAAAAUUUACGUGGAACAUUGAUUCUGUGAUUGGUGUUAAGUCAUGGGUUUGCUCGGAACAGUUCUAUUCAGCUGGUACAGCUCCAGUUAGUUUUGAUCUCGGGUUACGGCAGGCUGAUUCUACUCCUCAGAGAUUACUUUAUCUACGAGUACGAAAAAAUAACUUGAGACAAGUAAAGGAUAGUAUACAGAUUGAUCAAAUUCAUACACCACAAAAGUUUGAUAACCCACCAAAAAAAUUUGAUAAUCCACCACAAAACGUAAAAUUGUCUAAGUUCUAUUCUAGAGUAUUUAGUAACUCUUCUAUUCCAUCUAUUCCAUCUAUUCCGUCUUCUUCUAUUCAUGCUUCUAAUUUCAAUAACACAAAACCUUCAGUAACUCGUUUAUGCACAUUAGAAAGAAAUAGAUGGAAAGAGUCUUUAAUUCUUAAUAUUAGAGAAUAUACAAAUGAAUCGUCCAAAGUAUUGCCUGAUGAUAAAUGUAAUUCUUAUUUAAAGAUGACGAUUGAAUGUAAAAUCAUUUUACAAGGUUUUAUUAGUGAACAGCCUGAAAAAAUUAUGCCAAUCAAUUUUCAUAAAUUUCUAAACGCAGAUGUAUUCAACGACAUCACUCUAAUAGUUGAUGGUAAAGAAUUACCAGCACACAAAGUUAUUUUGUCGGUGCACAGUCCGUAUUUUAACGCGAUGCUAACCACCGACAUGAAAGAAGUCAAAGAAAAUCGUAUUACAAUUAAAAAUUUCUCACUUGAUAUUAUUACUGAGAUGCUAGAAUUUUUUUAUACCGGAAAAACAAAUGCAAUUAAAGACGUCGACGUUGCUUUGAAAAUGAUUGAGGUUGCAGCGAUGUAUCAAAUCAUCAACUUGAUAGAAAUUUGCGAGCGCACAUUAUUAAAAAACAUGAAUAUUGAUAAUGUUUUAUCUAUUACAAAUGUUGCUGAUGAUUUCAAUCUUACUCAACUACGUCAUAAAGGGAUUGAAUUUAUAUUUGAUAACAAAAAUUUAAUUGUUAAACUUCCUGAAUUUAAGGAUUUAUGUCAAAAUAAACCUUUGUUGAUGUUUGAAUUAAUGAAGUGUACUCUCUUAAAAUGAACCAGUGAAUAUAUUGGAGAAACAUGAUUGAGUUUUUUUUUUGUCAACAAAAUUAAUCUAAAAUGUUUGUACUGCGUUUUUUAAAAUAUUCUUCAACUGAUGUAUUAUUGUCUUGUAAUUUUUAAUAAAUUCA